Molecule: messenger RNA, 1845 nt
Organism: Kazachstania africana CBS 2517
Lineage: Eukaryota; Fungi; Ascomycota; Saccharomycetes; Saccharomycetales; Saccharomycetaceae
Exons: 1
Coding region: 1-1845 (614 amino acids)
Biological process (GO): pseudouridine synthesis
Molecular function (GO): pseudouridine synthase activity; RNA binding
Source: RefSeq, a predicted model, not a curated record
AUGCUUAAAGCGGUCACUUCUUCGAGACUUAUUUUCAAUCCCAUUGGUAAGGUAUCGACGUGGAAUAGAACAUAUACAAGACAGAUAAUGACCGAUAAAAAUGAAUUUGACAGGCAUUUACAGGAGGAAAUAAGACAGGCUAAGGAAACUCAGGACUCCAAGAACAGGAAAAGAAAGCUCGAAACUGAGAUUAAAAAGGACAAGAAAUUAAGGGACUCUAAUGGAUUCAAAUUGAGGCUCAAUGAAUCGAAGAAAAAUGGUCAUAAGCAAGUAGAUCCUGAGUACAACGUUACUAUUGAGAACGAUUUACGUAAAAUUGAGCCCUACUAUUUUACAUAUAAGACCUUUUGCAAAUUAAGGUGGAGAGAUAGAAAACUUUUAGAUAUAUUCGUGUCGGAAUUUAGAGAACACGAUGAAGCUUACUACAAAAAAUGCAUAGAGAAUGGUUCUGUGCUAAUUGAUGAUAAGCCUGCCAAUAUCGACACCAUUGUACGCAAUGGUAGUUUAAUUUCACAUAAAGCGCAUCGUCAUGAACCACCUGUCAUUGCAAAACCAAUUAAAAUAGUCUACCAAGAUGACGACUUAUUGGUUAUUGACAAGCCUAGUGGUAUUCCUGUACAUCCGACCGGGAGAUACAGAUUCAAUAGUGUUACAAAAAUGCUGGAGAAACAAUUAGGUUUUGCUGUUCACCCUUGCAAUAGGCUGGAUAAACUCACGAGUGGACUAAUGUUUUUAGCCAAAACUCCAAAAGGCGCUGACGAAAUGGGAGAUCAACUGAAAGUGAGAGAAGUUAGAAAAGAAUAUAUUGCAAGAGUCGUUGGGGAAUUUCCGGUGGAAGAAAUCUCUGUAGACAUGCCUUUGAGAACUUUUGACCCAAAAGUCGCUUUAAAUGUUGUUUGCUCUAUGGAAGAUGAAGGCGCACGCCAUGCUAAGACUAUAUUCAAGAGAAUUAGUUUUGAUGGCCGUACAAGUGUUGUUAGAUGUAAACCAUUGACAGGAAGACAACAUCAGAUUCGUGUGCAUCUACAGUACCUGGGCUUUCCAAUUGCAAAUGAUCCAAUAUAUUCGAGUCCAUAUAUAUGGGGCCCCUCAUUAGGCAAAGAGGGCAAGGCUGUUUACAAUGAUAUCGCUGAAAAGCUACACGAAAUUGGUAAAACAAGGCCAUCUCAGAGUUGGUAUUUCUCAAACUUGAAAGGUGAAAUUUUGCAAACCGAGAAAUGUAUUGAGUGUGGCGUAGAACUUCACAGAGAUCCUGAUCCGAACGAACUGACCCUUUGGUUACACGCAUUGCGUUAUGAAUCUACAACUUUCGAUUCAGUGGGACAAAAGAAGUGGAAAUAUCGUACGGACUUCCCUGACUGGGCUCUUGAAUCACAUUGUAAAUAUAUGGAGAUGGCAAUCAAAGAAGCUGAUAAAUGUGCACCUACCACAACCGCGUUUAGUGUCGGCGCAGUAAUAGUUAGUGGGACAGAAGUGCUAUCUACAGGGUAUUCCAGAGAACUUCCAGGCAAUACUCAUGCAGAACAGUGCGCAUUAGAAAAAUACUUUGAACAAACCGGUAAGAGAGAAUUACCUGCAGGUAGCAUCAUAUAUACGACAAUGGAACCUUGCUCCUACCGGUUAAGUGGUAAUGAGCCUUGUGUCCAGCGUAUCCUGAAUCUGAAUGGUCAAAUAUCCUGUGUAUUUGUCGGUGUAAUAGAACCGGACACUUUUGUCAAGAACAACACCAGUGUUUCAUUAUUAGAAGAGAGGAACAUUGAUUACAUCCAAAUUCCUGGGUAUGAGGAACAAUGUACCAAGAUAGCAUUCCGUGGCCACGAAGAAGACAUGAAGGAAGCAGUAUAA